Molecule: messenger RNA, 1028 nt
Organism: Perognathus longimembris pacificus (Pacific pocket mouse)
Lineage: Eukaryota; Metazoa; Chordata; Mammalia; Rodentia; Heteromyidae
Gene: Adat2
Product: adenosine deaminase tRNA specific 2
Exons: 6
Coding region: 25-615 (196 amino acids)
Biological process (GO): tRNA wobble adenosine to inosine editing
Cellular component (GO): cytoplasm; nucleus
Molecular function (GO): tRNA-specific adenosine-34 deaminase activity; zinc ion binding
Source: RefSeq, a predicted model, not a curated record
CAGCCUUACCUUUAACCCGGCAGGAUGGAGGCAGAGGCAGAGGUGGUGGCCGCGUCCACGCCUGCCCCGGGCGUCUCGACCGCGGUGUCGUCGGCACAAGAGACCGAAAAGUGGAUGGAGGAGGCCAUGCGCAUGGCCAAAGAUGCCCUUGAAAAUACCGAAGUUCCUGUUGGCUGUCUCAUGGUCUACAACAAUGAAGUCGUGGGGAAGGGAAGAAAUGAAGUGAACCAAACCAAAAACGCUACUCGACAUGCAGAAAUGGUGGCCAUUGAUCAAGUCCUAGAUUGGUGUCAGCGAAGUGGCCAGAGUCCUUCUGCUGUGUUUGAACACACCGUGUUGUAUGUCACCGUGGAGCCGUGCAUUAUGUGUGCAGCUGCUCUCCGCCUGAUGAAAAUCCCGCUGGUCGUCUACGGCUGUCAGAAUGAACGAUUUGGUGGUUGUGGCUCUGUUCUAAAUGUUGCCUCUGCUGACUUACCAAAUACGGGAAGACCAUUUCAGUGCAUCCCUGGGUAUCGGGCUGAGGAAGCCGUGGACCUGUUAAAGGCUUUCUACAAGCAAGAAAAUCCCAAUGCACCCAAAUCAAAAGUCCGGAAGAAGGAAUGUCAGAAAUCCUGAACUUGUAAUGGAAGAUGAAAGCCCCACAGUGACCUACAUGCCAUUCCCAGCCUGCAAAGCUGCUGUCAUGGACGGCGUACAUUUCUGUGUUUGUUACUCUCUGGGAAAAUGGGGCCCCUCAUCAUUUGCUCUCUUAAGGGAACAAAUUAGUGCUUUUUAAAAGGCUGACAACUAUAAACAACUAUUAGCUUCUCCAUAGCUGAAAGAGCAUUUUCUGAAGGGGGAAAAAACCCCUCAAGUUUGAGGUUUUAGGAAUUCGCCACAGCUUCGGCUGAGUCCAGCUGAGUGGGGGCUGGGUUUUCAGAGUGUCCCUCCAGACCUGGUCACUUGCACAUGUUUGCAUGAGAAAGCCACAGUGAUGCGUGUCCUCUACAUGUCUGGCCCUUUCGCAGGUGGAGUUGGAUUCUCUCUUU